Messenger RNA from Bacidia gigantensis, 981 nucleotides. RefSeq lists its product as uncharacterized. The transcript has 6 exons. Gene Ontology annotation, cellular component: Golgi membrane; SNARE complex; endomembrane system. The coding region runs from base 1 to 981 and encodes 326 amino acids. Gene Ontology annotation, biological process: vesicle fusion; intracellular protein transport; endoplasmic reticulum to Golgi vesicle-mediated transport. Lineage: Eukaryota; Fungi; Ascomycota; Lecanoromycetes; Lecanorales; Ramalinaceae. The record is from RefSeq and is a predicted model, not a curated record. Gene Ontology annotation, molecular function: SNAP receptor activity; SNARE binding.
AUGGUCACAAACAUCCAAGACCGGACAGCUGAAUUCAAGGCUGUUCUAGCGCAGGCGCAGAAAAAGCAGAGUUCGACGAGGGUUGGGGCUCAAAGGCAAUCGCUCCUCACCGAAUCACAAAGGCAUGCUGCCAAUGGAUCUCCAGUCGGAGAUAUCAAGGGAAGAAAGAGGGCGAGACGUUCUGAAUUCGCACGAAGAGCCGCAGAAAUCGGAAAAGGCAUCACGGCGACGAUGGAGAAGCUAGGCAGACUUGCUGAGUUGGCCAAGCGAAAGUCCCUUUUUGAUGACCGACCUGUCGAGAUCAAUGAACUUACAUAUGUUAUAAAGCAAGACUUUAACAGUGCUGAGCAGGAAGGAGAGCAUAACAAGAAUGUUGUCGUUCUUUUGCAAGGCAAAUUGGCCGAUGUGGGAGUCAAUUUCAAGGAGGUCCUUGAAGUCCGAACGAAAAAUCUUCAAGCUUCACGGUCAAGAACGGAAAAUUUUGUAUCCUCGGUAUCUGCACAUUCUCAGCAGUUAAACUCCCAACAAUCUGCUUCACCACUUUACAACACCCCGACCAAAUCUCGAACACCCCAACCGGGAUACCAAAACACAAAUCAGGAUAUCUUGAACCUCGAUCCAGCCGCCCCAUCAACGAUGAUGGCGGGUGGGUCACAAUCAAAUCAACAGAUAAUGAUGAUGGAAGAGGCGCAGCCGGCAAAUACCUACAUCAACAUGAGAGGAGAAGCGAUAGAUAUGAUAGAACGAACGAUCAAUGAGCUUGGAGGUGUUUUCGGUCAACUAGCGGCAAUGGUAUCUGAACAAGGGGAGCAAAUACAACGUAUAGAUGCCAACACCGAGGACGUGGUCGACAACGUGCAGGGCGCUCAACGAGAACUUAUGAAGUAUUGGUCGAGAGUUCAGGGUAAUCGCUGGCUUGUUGCGAAGAUGUUUGGGGUUUUGAUGAUUUUCUUCCUGCUAUGGGUCUUAAUCGCAGGGUAG